This is a messenger RNA of Aphanomyces astaci, 660 nucleotides long. RefSeq lists its product as hypothetical. Lineage: Eukaryota; Oomycota; Saprolegniomycetes; Saprolegniales; Verrucalvaceae. Bases 1 to 660 code for a protein of 219 amino acids. The record is from RefSeq and is a predicted model, not a curated record. The transcript has 2 exons.
AUGGCGAUAGCUGUGGUGGGAAUUCUCUCCGAGAAGAUCGCGAUUCCUUGGGCGGACAUUCUGCGCGUGGCGGCAAUGAACGUGGCAGCGGCAGUGUGGAAGGAAUUUCACCGGGUUGCAUGGGCACAGGUCGUGGCACGAGUCCACCUAGAGGACAUCCUCCCAGCGACGAAGAUGAACUCAGCGGCGACGGCGGUGGACAUGGCAGGGGUUCUCCAAGUGGCUAUCCUUCUAGCGAUGAAGACAACGAUCGACGUUCAGUGGAGGGCAAUUCUCGGCCCGGCAACGGUGAAGGUCGUGGUGGGAGUUCGCCCAGAGGACACCCUCCAAGCGACGAAGAUGAACGCGGUGGUGCCUCUGUGGGAGGACUUUCUCCGCUCACCGACGGCGGUGGACACGACAGGGGUUCUCCAAGUGUCUAUCCUUCUAGUGAUGAAGACAACGAUCGACGUUCAGUGGAGGGCAAUUCUCGGCCCGGCAACGGUGAAGGUCGUGGUGGGAGUUCGCCCAGAGGACACCCUCCAAGCGACGAAGAUGAACGCGGUGGUGCCUCUGUGGGAGGACUUUCUCCGCUCACCGACGGCGGUGGACACGACAGGGGUUCUCCAAGUACAACGAUCGACGUUCAGUGGAGGGCAAUUCUCGGCCCGGCAACGGUGA